Molecule: messenger RNA, 2811 nt
Organism: Aspergillus terreus NIH2624
Lineage: Eukaryota; Fungi; Ascomycota; Eurotiomycetes; Eurotiales; Aspergillaceae
Product: U4/U6-U5 snRNP complex subunit PRP6
Exons: 3
Coding region: 1-2811 (936 amino acids)
Biological process (GO): mRNA splicing, via spliceosome; spliceosomal tri-snRNP complex assembly
Cellular component (GO): U4/U6 x U5 tri-snRNP complex; catalytic step 2 spliceosome
Molecular function (GO): protein binding
Source: RefSeq, a predicted model, not a curated record
AUGGCGUCUGGACGCAAGGACUUCCUGAGCCAGCCCGCUCCCGAAAAUUACGUCGCGGGUCUGGGUCGAGGUGCGACGGGUUUUACGACUCGUUCGGAUCUGGGCCCCGCGCGCGAAGGCCCUACACCGGAGCAGAUCCAGGCUGCUCUCGCGAAAAGAGCCCAGCUCCUGGGUGCUGCACCGCCAACGGCGUACGGCGCAGGCCGUGAGAAGGGCGGAAAAGACGAGAAACCAGAGGAAGAAGAGGAGGACGAGCGGUUCCAGGAUCCUGACAAUGAAGUUGGGUUGUUCGCAUACGGACAGUUUGACCAGGAGGAUGACGAGGCCGAUCGCAUCUACCGGGAAGUAGAUGAGAAGAUGGACAGACGGCGGAAAGCAAGAAGGGAAGCCCGUGAACUUCAAGAACGAGAAGACUACGAACGAAAGAACCCGAAGAUCCAGCAGCAGUUUGCCGAUCUGAAACGCUCCCUAGCCUCUGUGUCGGAGGACGACUGGGCCAACCUCCCGGAAGUCGGAGAUCUAACGGGUAAAAACCGACGAGCGAAACAGAACUUGCGGCAACGAUUCUAUGCCGUUCCCGAUAGCGUCAUCGCUGGCGCCCGAGACUCGGCCCAGUACGAAACGACCGUCGCAGACGAUGGUGCCGGUGGCGAUGCCCAGGGCGCGGACGGAACGAUAACGAACUUUGCGGACAUCAGCGCUGCGCGUGACAAGGUUCUCCAGGUCCGACUGGACCAGGCUGCUAUGGGUUCUUCGGCAGAUGCAGCAUCGGGCAGCGCGACGAGUAUCGACCCCAAGGGAUAUCUUACGAGUUUGACGCAGUCGGAGAUGAAGGCCGGAGAAGUCGAAAUUGGUGACAUCAAGCGAGUCCGUGUGUUGCUCGAGUCGGUGACGAAGACCAAUCCGAAGCAUGCUCCUGGAUGGAUUGCGCUCGCUCGUCUGGAGGAACUUGCAGGCCGGAUCGUGACGGCGCGGAAUAUUAUCGCUAAAGGCUGCGAGUUGUGUCCGAAGAGUGAAGACGCAUGGCUGGAAAAUAUCCGGCUUAACGAGGGCCAUAACGCCAAGGUCAUUGCCGCCAACGCCAUUAAGAACAAUGACCGCUCUACGCGACUGUGGAUCGAGGCGAUGAAACUGGAAACCGAACCUCGCGCCAAAAAGAAUGUUCUGCGGCAGGCUAUUCUUCACAUCCCUCAGUCUGUUGCCAUUUGGAAAGAAGCGGUCAACCUUGAAGAAGACCCAAACGAUGCCCGCCUCCUUCUGGCCAAGGCCGUGGAAAUGAUUCCCUUGUCGGUCGAGUUGUGGCUUGCUCUAGCUCGUCUGGAAACUCCUGAAAAGGCCCAGGCGGUCUUGAACAAGGCCCGCAGAGCUGUUCCUACUAGUCAUGAAGUUUGGAUUGCCGCUGCCCGACUGCAGGAGCAGAUGGGCACUUUCGAGAAAGUAAACGUUAUGAAGAGAGCUGUCCAGUCCCUUGCUAGGGAAAACGCCAUGCUGAAGCGCGAGGAGUGGAUAGCGGAAGCUGAGAAGUGUGAAGAUGAAGGGGCUAUCUUGACGUGCGGCGCUAUCAUUCGCGAAACAUUAGGCUGGGGAUUGGACGAAGAUGACGACCGGAAAGACAUUUGGAUGGAGGACGCCAAAUCUAGUAUUGCCAGAGGCAAGUAUGAGACGGCGAGAGCAAUCUACGCAUACGCAUUGCGCGUGUUUGUCAACCGCCGGUCGAUCUGGCUGGCCGCUGCCGAUCUGGAACGCAACCACGGCACCAAAGAAGCGCUGUGGCAGGUUCUGGAGAAAGCGGUGGAGGCUUGCCCGCAGAGCGAAGAGUUGUGGCUACUUCUCGCCAAGGAGAAGUGGCAGACAGGCGAGAUCGACGAGGCCCGGCGUGUUCUCGGUCGCGCUUUCAACCAGAAUCCCAACAACGAAGAUAUCUGGCUGGCUGCUGUCAAGCUCGAGGCCGAUGCCCAGCAGACCGACCAGGCGAGGGAGCUUCUGGCUACUGCCCGUCGCGAAGCAGGAACCGACCGCGUGUGGAUCAAGAGUGUUGCGUUCGAACGGCAGCUGGGCAAUGUCGACGAAGCGCUCGACCUCGUCAACCAAGGUCUCCAGCAGUUCCCCAAGGCUGACAAACUUUGGAUGAUGAAGGGCCAAAUCUACGAAGCCCAGAACAAAUACCCACAGGCUCGCGAGGCGUACGGUACCGGCACACGGGCCUGUCCCAAAUCCGUACCUCUGUGGCUCCUGGCCUCUAGAUUGGAAGAAAAGGCCGGCGCUGUGGUCAAGGCGCGCUCCGUUCUCGACCGGGCCCGUCUUGCCGUUCCUAAGAGCCCCGAGCUGUGGACAGAGAGUGUCCGCGUUGAACGACGAGCGAACAACAUCGGCCAGGCGAAGGUCCUAAUGGCGAAGGCGCUGCAGGAAGUCCCUACAUCAGGCCUCCUGUGGAGUGAGAGCAUCUGGCAUCUUGAGCCGCGGGCACAGCGGAAGGCCCGCAGCUUGGAGGCCAUCAAGAAGGUGGACAACGAUCCGAUCCUGUUUAUCACGGUGGCGCGCAUCUUCUGGGGUGAACGUCGUCUAGAGAAGGCGAUGACCUGGUUUGAGAAAGCCAUCGUCUCCGACAGUGACCUUGGUGAUGGGUGGGCUUGGUAUUACAAGUUCUUGUUGCAGCACGGUACAGAGGAGAAACGAGCCGACGUGAUCUCCAAGUGUGUGGCCACGGAGCCCAAACACGGCGAGGUCUGGCAGUCGGUAGCCAAAGACCCAGCCAACGCGCAUAAGUCGACGGAGGAGAUCUUGAAGAUGGUUGCCAGCCAGAUUUCUUAG